AGAUCUCAAAACACACACAAAUGGAGUACUCCAAACUUCUCUGGUACGCCAUAACCUCCUACCUCUCAAUCACUCUAGCAGUUUUUCGCUUCUUACAAUCCGGUUUAACUUCUCUAAACCGGAUUCCGAUCAUCGUCUACCUAUCCGACGCCGUCCUGUCUCUAUACUUCUGGUUAUGCGGUCUUUCACCGUGCACCGUUGAUAUAGAUGACCAAACAACUCUCCAUUUCUGGAUGGCCAAGCAUAGGCGGUUCAGCAAACCGGAUCUAGUCAUGGUUCACGGCUUCGGUGGUACUUCGCAGUGGCAAUUUUGCCCCCAAAUCGCUUCCCUGUCUCAGCAUUUCAACUUGUACGUGCCGGAUCUGUUGUUCUUUGGAAAAUCUCACACGACACGGUCAGAUCGGACCGAUAAGUUCCAAGCCGAGUGUAUAAUCAAAGGGCUGAAGAAGUUAGGGUUGGACCGGUUCGCAGUGUACGGGAUUAGCUACGGAGGGUUCGUGGCGUAUCGGAUGGCGGAGGAGUAUCCGGAGAUGGUGCAGAAGGUUGUGUUGGUGAGUACCGGAGUUGGUUGUUCCGAUGAACAGAGAACGAAGGAGUUGAGUAAAUUUGGGAGAAAUGUGUUGGAUAUUCUGGUGCCGGAGAAUCCGGAAGAUAUGCGUUUGUUGGUGCAAUUCUCCACUUUCAAAUUUGAUCCCCUCAAGUGGGCCCCCAAUUUCAUUAUCCAACGGUUCAUUGAUGGGAUAUAUAACAAACAGAGGAAGGAGAAGUUGGAGCUACUGGAGGAAUUGCUGUUAAAGAAAGCAGAUCCAAAACUUCCUGUUCUAACUCAGGAAACACUGUUGAUUUGGGGUGAUAAGGACAGAGUCUUCCCAGUAUACAUGGCUUAUCAGUUGCAGAGGUACUUGGGACAAAAAGCAAGAUUGGAGAUUAUAGAGGACACAGGGCACGCUGUGAAUAUGGAAUCCUCUGCCACUCUGAAUAGGCUCAUAAAGUCAUUUGUUUUACAGCCACCAAAUACCAAAGUUUGAGGAAGCCAAGUUGCGAUAAUUGACCUGCAAAUGGGGGUUAGCAUAUGUCAAUGAAGUUGACCAGAAACAAUAUUCAAUUUAUUCUUCUGCUAAGGAUUGAGCAGAUGAUACAAGUCAGACAUGCUGAAUUUUACAUGUUUUUGUAUAUGUUUUGGUGGUUAGACAAGCAUUAGGAUAAGGAUAAGGAUGCCAAUUCUGAUUACAACUGUCGCCAGUCAACAAGGACUGGCCUAAUUUUAUUUAAUGUAUCAUGUAGAUAGUCUUGGUUGUUCAAUCUUCGUGGCUUAUGCUCUGUUUACUUCCAUGUGUAUGAGAUUCAAUACACUUAACAGAACCUUUUUGUGCAUCAAAA
This is a messenger RNA of Tripterygium wilfordii, 1380 nucleotides long. Its product is annotated as lipase 1-like. The transcript is spliced from 4 exons. The record is from RefSeq and is a predicted model, not a curated record. Bases 21 to 1028 code for a protein of 335 amino acids. NCBI's taxonomy places the organism in Eukaryota, Viridiplantae, Streptophyta, Magnoliopsida, Celastrales, Celastraceae.